CCUUUUAGUCCCGCCUUGUCUGCAAAGCAAAGUGACAAACACCACGUGACACGGCCGUUCUCUCAGCAGUUAUGAGCAAUAAUUUACACCAGAUUUUGAGAAACUUUAAAGCUACUAAAGUAGAAAAGAGUUUCCAGUGUUUCGUAUCGUAUUCUUUUGCUAUGGCGGGAGUUUAGAACGGAGCACGAGAGGAAGCGGUCUCCACGGUAACCAUCUAAGCCGGAAGUGCCGGACUCUAAAGAGUGUGACAGAAAUGUAGAUGUUUUGUUGGUGAGAUUCGCCUUUGUCAUUUAACGUAAUGUCCAGGCCAGUGAUCUGUCCUCUGACUGUGGGGGCCACGGCUCCUGAGUCUCUCUCCGUCUUACAGAGGCGUCUUCAGACAGCGGAGGAGCAGACAGAGGAGUUGAUGAGGAGUCUGGGCUCUUUGGGAGCGUCUGCAGAUCAGCUGCUCGUGAACUCUUUGAACGGAAGCUCCUCUAAGCGUCCGGUCAGUCCUGUGAACGUCCACCGGGCCCUGAGUGCUGCAGGAGAGGGGUUGAUAUGGAGGCAGUGUGAAACCCUCGUCGCACAUGUGUGCAAAUUAGAAAGUGUUUUGCACACUCUGAAACUCAGCAUCUUCCGUCUGGAGAUGGACAGAGAGCUCAAUCCAUCGCACACAGCGCGUCUGCAGGAGCGAUUAACCACCCUGCAGGAACAGCAUGAGGAGGAGCAGCGCUCUUCACGGCGGGAGGUGCUGCAUUUACAGGAUGAGCUGCAGCGAGCCUGCGAGGAGAGGCAGGAGGCGCAGCGGGAGGUGCUCAGACUCAGGGAGGCGCUGGAGAACAACACCUCCGCUAAAAAGGAGGAGCAGAUGGCGCAGGAGACCGCAGCACACUUGGAGGCUGAGCAAUCCCACAAUGCACUGCUGCUGAGAGUGGAGGAGAUGGAGAGAGUGGUGGAGAGGGAGAGAGGACAGGUGGAGGUUCUUCAAGCAGACUGCCAUGCCUUGCGUACUGAUGGACAGGCAAACAGGGCGGAGCUAAAGAAGAGGGAGGAGCAAAUUCUAUACCUGGAGAGAGACUGUCAGCAGCUCCGAGACCAUUCCAGAGUGAAAGAGACUUUGAUAUCACAGCUGAGCAAAGAGAUCAAGAGUGUGAAGACGGCUCUGCAGAAGCAGCAGCAGGAGAACAGCAGACUCAUCAGAGAUGGACGAGACCUCAGAGCAGCUGCAGAUCAAGUUCAGGUGUUGAAUGAUAAGUUAGAGGUUCAGUGUUCAGAGCUGAGCACUGCACUUCACUCAUUAACACUGGAAAACACUCGACUACAGACAGAAUAUCAGAACAACAUCAAGGCGGAGCGAAAUCGUGUGUCUAAACAUCUUAAGGAGCAGGAUCUGCUUUUAGACACAGCCAGGAGGAACAUCCAGGCUGAACUACAGGGCACGAUAUCAGAGAAACUCAUCCUGCAGAAAGAACUGGAGGCACUGAAGAUGGAUCAUUCCAAACUGCAGCAGAGUUCCACUGUUUCCCAGGAGACAGCUGUCAGUCAUCAGCAGAUGCUGGAACGGACCAUUGAGAGGCUUCAGGGGGAGCUCAGCUGCGCUGUGAGAGAUGGAGAGACCAUGAGAGAACAGAGAGAUCACGUCAAGAGUGAAAUGAACUCUGCAAUCUUUUUGCUGGAAAAAGAGAAGAACGUUCUAGAAACACAGCUGUCAGAGAUCAAGGUUGAGUUGACCACAGUGAACUCAGCACUGCAGAAACAGAAGGAGGAGAACAAGGAGCUGUUGGAGAACCUGGCAGCCUUGAAGCAUCAGCAGGUAACUCACCAUCAAGUAGAACAGAUGCUGUGGGAAUUGACAGACAGCAAGAACAAACUGGCCUACGAGAAGGGCAAGUUGCAGGCACGAGUGCAGCAGAUGGCCGUUGACCUGAAGACAUUGAAAGCAGACCGUACUCAACACUCUCAGACUAACACUAAACUGCAAAUCAGUUACACACAGAUGCAGAGAGAAAAUCAGACACUGAAAGAGCAUCUCGGCGCACUACAGCAACAGCACAGAGACACGAACGAAAUAGCGCAGACUCUGGAGAACGUCCUGUCGUCUCACACUCGACUGCAGCAGAACACACAAACACUACAUGCAGAGCUGAGAGAAAAAGCACAGGAACUAAACACACUCAGGAGAGAGAGACUGCAGGCAAUAAAAGAGAUUCAGAGACUUGAAAGUGAAGUAGAGAAUCACAAUGCAACCAAUAACGAGAAGGUGGAAUCUUUGCAAAAAGCACUUGAUGAAGCUCAGCUGGACAACAGGAAACUUGUCCAGAGUUUAGAGCAGGCCUUACAGGAAAACCACAAUACACAGGAGAAACUAAACACCCUCAGCGAGAGCAGGGAGGCGGAGCUUAAAGAGGCAAGGGCAGAGAUUCGUCGACUGACGGAACGUGUAGAUUCCCUCAAGAACCUGCUCAACAGAGAAAAAGACUCUAGGAGGAAGUCAGCACAGAGGCUGAAGAAGGCACUAAAUGAUGCAUCAGCAAAAUCAGAUGACCUCUCAAAAGCCAAUCAGAAGCUACAAGAGAAGGUGUCUGAGCUGGAGAAGCUGUUGUCCAAUCAGAAGUCUCAGUUGAGUCAGUAUCUGAAUAACAGAACAGCUCUGAACCACUCUCUAAGAAUCAAGGAUUUGGAAGCAGAAAUUGAAAGUCUUGAAGAAGCUAAGGAUGAAUAUAAGAGGAGGAGUUAUGAGCAGUCUCAGUCUCUGCUGCAGAUGCGUUCUGAGAUGGUUUCUCUUCAGUCUGAGCUGCAGUGUCUGUCCUCCACUCAGCAUGGGGAGCUACAGGCCGAAAGAGAUCUCAAUCGCACCCUACAGGAGAAAUGUCAGCAGCUGGAAGAGAGUUUGAAACGGCUCCAGGACGAGAGGGAUGAAGCAGAAGUGAGACUCCGGGAAGUUUGUCUGGAGUCACAGCAGAUCACAGAGAACAUGGAUGAGGACCACAGAGGGCUCCGCUCUAAAUCGGAGAGCUUUAAUGGCGAGGCUGAGCCACAGAAACUCGAAGAAAGCUUAUGGAGGACGGGGACAGACGGCACACUGUCCACUCCUGCUCAGACCCACGUUUGCUUUUAUGACCCUAAACUGGAGCCCUGGGCCUCAGCAUUACAGCGCUGGGAGAUGAAGAAAGAGCUGGGACUCAUCGCCGGCAGUUACAAACCCACAAGACGCGUACGCACACUGACCACCUGACAGCUCCGGGAGUCAUGAAGAAGUGCAUCAAGAACUCAUAGAUCAUGGAGAAGUGCUUCAGUAUGUAAUCUGCUUGAAAUGAAUGAUCUACAGUAGGUGUGUUUGUAUGCAGGCAAAUAUCAAGCAUAUUUAGCAAAUUAAUUGAAACGUAUAUUAAUCCUUUUGUCAUUACUUGAAUAUAAAAUUGCACUAGCAAAAGUACAUUAUGUGUGGGUGUAUAAAGACAGAGUUGUGACAACCAGAAGAAAAUGGUCCUACUGCUCAAAAAAAAAAAAAAAAACAGAGCUGUACUUUAUGACCAAAUGGCCUAAUUACUCAAGUUAAACAUGUUAUUUCCCUGCAGCCUGCAACAAUGUUAUUCCAUCACAAUAAUACAAGGUCAAUACACCUGCAAAAUGAAACCCCAGAAAGUGCAAAAAUAACUACAAGUGCUGUUAGAAAGGGGAAACAUACUUUGUAUAUGUGUAUAUUUAGGUAUUAUAUUUGUAUAAUAGUUUUUAUUGCUAUAUCACUUUUUGUAAUGUCAAUAAAGUCACUUGAAUCUGAAAAGA
Megalobrama amblycephala (Wuchang bream) is the source of this 3768-nucleotide messenger RNA. RefSeq names its product coiled-coil domain containing 150 (gene ccdc150). The record is from RefSeq and is a predicted model, not a curated record. The transcript has 27 exons. NCBI's taxonomy places the organism in Eukaryota, Metazoa, Chordata, Actinopteri, Cypriniformes, Xenocyprididae. Bases 299 to 3217 code for a protein of 972 amino acids.